Lachancea nothofagi CBS 11611 is the source of this 1014-nucleotide messenger RNA. NCBI's taxonomy places the organism in Eukaryota, Fungi, Ascomycota, Saccharomycetes, Saccharomycetales, Saccharomycetaceae. The record is from the annotation of a GenBank genome assembly.
AUGGGUCUCCAACCAAUCUGCCCUGUGAAUGAGAUUGUUCGCGGAAAAUCUAUUGAAGAACUACCCAAGCUGAUUUUGGGUGGAGCAACGCUGAACACACAAUAUAAUGACGAUCCACAAUCUAUGCCAGUGAUAGAUAUGCUGAGGUAUGCUUUCCACCACGGGAUCAGAGCAAUCGAUACUUCUCCUUAUUAUGGAGAUAGUGAAUUGCUGUACGGAGCAGCAUUAGAGACGUUGCGUACGGAGUUCCCAAGAGAGUCCUAUUUCGUUUGCACGAAGGUUGGGAGGAUACGGCUUGAAGAAUUUGAUUACUCGAGGGCUGCUGUGCGGUCCAGUGUCUUGAGAUCUUGUCAAAGGCUGAAGACCACGUAUCUCGACUUAGUGUUUCUGCACGACGUGGAGUUUGUCGAAACCAGCCAGAUUCUCGAGGCUUUAAAAGAGCUGCGAAAGCUCAAAGACGAAGGAAUCAUUUACAACUUCGGGAUAAGUGGAUACCCAGUAGAUUUCUUGCUUUCGGUUGCUCUGCAGAGUUGUACAAACCGUGAGAUUGGGCCGUUGGAUUCAAUCUUGUCGUAUGCUAACCUGAAUUUGCAGAACUUGACCCUGCUGGAUUAUACCCAUCGCUUCAAAACUGAAGCGCAGGUAAAGACGGUUGAGAACGGCUCCAUCUUAAGCAUGUCGUUGUUGCGGUCCCAAGAAACCAAAUCUUUCCACCCGUGCUCUGCAAAGCUUCGAGACCUAUCCAACAAAGCUGCUCUAUAUGCAGCUUCUGAAGGAGAGGAUUUGGCAUGUUUGGCUACAAGGUACGCUUUCAGCAAGUGGGUUGGCGAAGGUCCUACGGUGCUUGGAGUGAGCGAUGUAGAUGAAUUGAGGACUGCCCUUCAGAGUUACUGGGAUGUGGUCAACAACAACGGCAAGCUGACGGCCGAAGAUGCACGCAUUGCCGGGCACAUCCAAAAAUCGAUCUUUGGCUCGCAUUUGAACGAAACUUGGAACUCAGGGAUCAGUCACUGA